AUGCGUCCCCUCUCCACACAACGUCUUUCUUUUGGUCUUCUGCUCACCCUGGUGAGUGUUUUCAGUGUCAUGGCCGAGGAAAAUUUUAACCUUCGGUCGUUCCAAAUUGAUCUCUCCGCCAAAGUGCCUCGGAUGAUCCAGCGAAUUCGCGAGACACAGCUACCAAAUAAUCCAAUAUACUUUGAUAGUGGGACAGCUGCGGGUAUGGCCUUGAGUGAUCUCAAGUCCUUUCAAAAGGAAUGGCUCACAAAAUUUGACUGGAAUGAAGAGGAAAAGACCAUAAACAAGUUCAGCCAAUAUACUGCGGAAAUAGAAAACUUGACCAUUCAUUUUAUUCAUCAGAAAUCGGGCGCCGCUGACGCUAUUCCUUUGCUGCUCCUUCAUGGGUGGCCUGGCUCUUUCCUUGAAUUCAUACCUCUGAUCCACAACCUCACCGAGACAGGGCAAACAAAGUCAGGCAAAUCGGUCUCUUUCGAUGUCAUUGUGCCCUCUCUGCCAGGGUUUGCUUUUUCAUCUACCCCUUCGACAGAAUGGACGAUCCAAGACACAUCUCGUGUGUUUGAUACCCUAAUGACUGAGGUCUUGCAAUAUGAACGAUAUGCCAUCUUUGGCACUGACUGGGGUAGUGGUGUCGGAUACACCAUGUACAAUCAGUUUAAUAGGACAGUCAUCGCGGCCCAUUUAGCAUUCCUUCCCUUCUACCCAUUGUCACUGUCUGAACUGAACGCUGAGAACAUCACUCUUACGAUACUAGAAGAUUUCGAAGAGUCAGUGACUACGACCUGGAGUAAUUCGGGAAUUGGGUAUUUCUCAGAGCAAACCACAAAGGUAUCACAAGUGCCCCUCACUCGAAGGAACAAUCGCAAAAUCUCGUUUGGCUGA
Messenger RNA from Penicillium malachiteum, 882 nucleotides. RefSeq names its product epoxide hydrolase family protein. Gene Ontology annotation, molecular function: epoxide hydrolase activity. The transcript is spliced from 2 exons. Bases 1 to 882 code for a protein of 293 amino acids. The record is from RefSeq and is a predicted model, not a curated record. Gene Ontology annotation, biological process: epoxide metabolic process. NCBI's taxonomy places the organism in Eukaryota, Fungi, Ascomycota, Eurotiomycetes, Eurotiales, Aspergillaceae.